AACCGGACUCGAGCUCCUCUCAGGAUGAAACCGUGAAAGCGCUAAGAUAAGAAAGCCUCAGAAAGCCAUUAGUUAUUAGUUUUUUUUUAUACUACGUCGGUGGCAAACAAGCAUACGGCGCGCCUGAUGGUAACGCCUGCAACUCCAGAGGAGUUACAUGCGUGUUGCCGACCCUAACACUCCGCAUCCUCGUUGAGCUCUGGCAACCUUACUCACCGGCAGGAACACAACACUAUGAGUAGGGUCUAGUGUUAUUUGGCUGCGGUUUUCUGUGAGGUGGAGGUACUUCCCCAAUUUAUAUUCAUGAACCAAAUAGGAAUAUGAAGUAAUUUAGGAGACGUCUUUCAAGAAAUUCAAGAUACUGCACCAUUGAAGAGGGUUUUAGGGCAUAAAGCUCAGUAUCUGUAGCGCGGUUUUGAGGAGAUUGCGUUCUCUACAACAUUAGGAAGUUUACCAACAUCAGCGAUAACGAAAUCUUUAUCUUAUUGUGUGCCUUUUAUGGGUCUGAUUUUGUAGACAACACUUCGGAUCUACGGAUUAACGUUCCAAAACACGCAAGCGCCCAGUGUUUAACUCCAGAGAUAAGUGACCCCCUUACAAACAAAUUUCUAUGCAGGGGAGGCACUUAACUCUGCAGUUUACUGUACAUAGUGACUUAAAACGGCCAUCCACUCUAUGAGCUUAGUGGUUUAUUGGAUAUUGCAUAGGUAUUACUGACAUCUUGGUACUUUUGGUCUUGUUGCUAACCCUUCCUUAGUUCAUAGGUAUAUGUAUAUAUGUAUAUGGUACCUACCUAUACUGUACCUAGGUACUUAAGUAUCACAUAAUACAAAGAAGAUAAAAUUAACCUGAUUAUAGUAAUUAUAAAUACUGCAGGCUAUGCAUGCUUAAAAACAGAUAAUGUCCCUUUAUUAACGUCACAUGUAAUAAUAUAUUUCAGUUUUUUUUUAUAAAACAACAACUAGGUAGCCCAUAACAAAAACAAACGAACACGCAAAUCGGAGUAACAUCGAGUUCCAGUUUCAAGAUAAGAUAACUUAAGAAACUACGUACUUGUUCGGCAUUCCGAUAACAGGGCUAGUGUCCUGUCAAUACGUCAACAUGCUCUCUGCAACAUACAUUUAUUAAAUUCCUAAUACAUAAUAGUGAUUGUGAUACCAAUAUGACGUCAAAGAGUCUUAUGAAGAUGCAAGAGGAAUAGCUAGAUGGAAAUUGAAGCAAGAUCUCAAGACUCAGUUUGGCGUUGGUCACUUCUGUUUUCCGUUGUGCUGUUAAACGUGUGCUUGCCGAACUUGGUGCUGUCGUACGGAGUGGUGCUGCUGCACGCGGUGCAGUUGGGCGUCCCGACGUGGCUCGGGCUCUGUACCCCUGUAACACAUAUCCUCACAUACGGCUUAACACAAUGCUGGUUCCGCGAAGCAGCAGAUUCGUGGGGCGGGCCGAUAGGGUACCGCGCGAUGGCGACGGCGGGACUUUUGCUGAACGUGGCCGGCCUGGUGGCAUGUGGAUUUGUGCCGAUGUAUGUCGUGCCCUUCGUUUACGGCGUUGGAGGAGGCCUCGGCUCAUCACUGAUAUCAGCACAAAUAGAUGCCAUUGUCUUUGAAACCUACGACUCGCAUCUUGGAAUCGUUCGUGGAUUGUGUCUCGUAGGGCAAGCAGUCGGGCAGUCGCUCUUUCCUCAUAUAAUAACCGCCUUGAUAGAUAAUUAUGGAUACUCGUACGCACACAUAGUUCUCGGCGGAAUAAUGCUCCAAACUCUGCCAGCUGUUAUGCUACUCAAAGUAAAUCCUACUGCUGCAAGGCCUGUCUCAUUCUCUAGGUACAGUGAUCUCUCCAAAACGUAUGCAAUCUACAGCAAUGAAGUCGAAAAUGAAUGUUACUCAAAUGAAAUGCAAUUGCACGACAUGGGCAGAAAGUGUUGGAAGAGUCCGUCUGAUGACAACUUGCAUCGGGAGGAGGUGUUGAGGAUUGAUGCCGGCGAGUCGUACACUACGACCACCAUAACACCGCCUAAUAGUCCAGAAGACACGAGAAGGAAUGCCUUUGGGAUCAACAUCCUGCCCGACAUUCUAGAAGAAACCGAAGAGAGCGAAGAAGACGAAGAUGAUCAUAGUAAUAUUAAAGAAACUGAUAUAAAUAAGAAUAAUAAGAGAUAUAGUGCAGCCAUUAAGAGUCUGAGUACAAUAAGUGAUAAUUUAGACGAUUACAUAACGAGACAAGGCAGAAGAGAUUCUGAAAGUGACCGGGAAUGUGAGAAAAACAGAGAAUAUACGGAAUUAGAAGUGACGUACGACAAUGUUUCACCUAUUACGGAUAUACAAAGGGAAAAAAUAAUGAAAUCGUUCAGUUUCCGUUGCGAAUCUGCGUACGCUAGAAUACGAAGAAGGUUUUGGAUGCCCUCGUAUAGAAUGUACAGACUACGCAGGAAACUGCAAUUCACUUUGUACAGUAUCAAUGACACUUUAAUAAAACCUUUGACGAGGUCACUAUCCUCGUGGAGAUUUUAUCCUGCCCUACUUCUAAGCUUUUCUCAUUUAAGUUUGUUAGCGAUAUCGCUGGUGCUUCUGCCAAUGGUCGCCUCCCAUGUUCGUCCUAAGAUCACUAUGACAGAGUCAAAUUUUUUGAUGUCUCUCCAUGGGUUUACUUGGCUUUGUUUCCUGCUCUGUAUGCCAUGGCUCACCGAAACGCCCAAAAGGAAUUUCAAAUACGUCGCAGUGCUCGGGCUUAUUAUAUCUACUCUCGCAUGUUUUGUUUUGGCGGCUUCAAGCACCCACGACAUGUUUUCGGUCGGCUGCGUGGUGGCCGGGCUUGGUUUUGGUGCCAUAAGCUCAUGUUGGGAGGGCGCCGUACAAGACUUCGUCGGAGUCCGAAAAUGGCCAAAACUACGAAGUACUUUAGAAACACUAUCCGCCGUGCUAAUAGUUACAUUAUUUGUGUUUGUAUGUUUAUUCACAGACAUGGAAAGUAAUUUACAACUGUACUUAUUCAUUUUAGGGAUCACACUUUCCGUGGUGACAUUGAUUUGGACAAUCAUAGCCGCUGUGUCAAUUUAUAAUACUACGAUUAAAAUGUGCUUAUUCAACAGGUUUAGAUAGGCGUAAAUUUAAUAAGAAGUUCUUCCUUGCAAUUAACCCCUACUCAUACCUACUGAAUUCUCGUACAAGUGUACUCGCAUAUAAAAAUACUGAAGCAUUGCGUGUGAUAUUUUUAGCAAUAAAUGUAUUGUAUAGUCAUUCUUAUAUUAAAUUAUUUUCAUUGAAAA
Molecule: messenger RNA, 3262 nt
Organism: Cydia pomonella (codling moth)
Lineage: Eukaryota; Metazoa; Arthropoda; Insecta; Lepidoptera; Tortricidae
Exons: 5
Coding region: 1206-3095 (629 amino acids)
Biological process (GO): monocarboxylic acid transport
Molecular function (GO): monocarboxylic acid transmembrane transporter activity
Source: RefSeq, a predicted model, not a curated record